Molecule: messenger RNA, 2049 nt
Organism: Verticillium nonalfalfae
Lineage: Eukaryota; Fungi; Ascomycota; Sordariomycetes; Glomerellales; Plectosphaerellaceae
Exons: 1
Coding region: 1-2049 (682 amino acids)
Source: RefSeq, a predicted model, not a curated record
AUGGCCGCCCUCGUCGUGUGGAGCGUCCUUGCUUGCGCCCACAUCGUCAAAAAGCAGCGCAAUAAACGCAUCUACAAGUACCAUAAUAGCCAUGUCGGCCCACGAGAAACCCGCCGCUUGACGCUGGCCCCAGGCUCCUUCUUCGAGGACCUCAAGGGCGACGUGCAAAUCAUCUCCAUCGAUGACCCUCAACGUGUGCCGUACGAGGCUGUCUCGUACGUGUGGGGCCCCACGUCCUCAAGACCGGACUUCAUCAAGCUCGGCUCCAGCAGCAGACGACUUUGGCUGCCGCCGAACCUCGCGCAGGCGCUUCGCUACCUCCGCAAGAAAGACGCAGCGCGCACUCUCUGGAUCGACUUCAUCUCCGUCAGACAAGACGAUCACGCUGAAAAGGCCGCCCAGGUCGCCCUCAUGACCGAGAUUUACAGAGCUGCCGAGCGUGUCGUCGUCUGGCUGGGCCAUGAGGCCAAUGAUAGCAACAUUGCCAUCGGUCUCCUCGACGAGCUGGCCUGGAUGGUCGAGUUCGACUUUGAGAACACCAGGAUGCGCCCCACUGGUGCUGGCGCCAUCGAGCCGACUUGGGCUGAUCCCACCGAGUAUCUUCCCUACGAGCAAGACGAACUGUGGGCCAUCUAUCAGCUUGUUCACCGCGCCUGGUUCGGCCGCGUCUGGAUUCGACAGGAAAUCGCCGCCGCCGAUCCUCAAACUGCCAUUGUUGUCUGCGGCAACAAGUCGAUCAGCUGGGAAAUGCUGCGCACUGCGCUCGCCGUCAUAGCCAACAAGCCACGCCACUUUUUGGAUUUGAACGACGAGAGCUCCCCCGAGCUGCGAUUCGCGCGUCGAUAUGAGAUGGUGUUACUUCUUUGUCAGCCUGAGAAAGACUACACCCUUCCUGAUCUGCUCGAUCAAGGCCGCAAGUUCAGCUGCUCUGACCCGCGAGAUCGAGUCUAUGCUGUCAUGAACCUGGCCUCUGACGUCGACAACAUGGGGUUGAUCCCAAACUAUGAUCUCACCACGAGCCAGGUCUACCAAGAUACGGUUCUUCGCUAUAUCCAGCAGUCAAAGAAUACCAAUAUUCUAGCGUCAUGCGAAAUCAUUGCAGCACGAAAGACAAUGCCAACGUGGGUCCCCGACUGGAGUCGCAAGAGAAUUGCGAACACAAUGCCUAUGCAUCUCGCAAGCAGCAUGUCGGAGGCGCAUGCCGGCCCUACAGGCAACGGCGUUUUGAAAGCUAGCGGUGCGUACUGUGCAACAGUGGCCGAGGUUACGGAGCUUUUUGGAGACUUCGUCCCCGUACUGCAGGUCAUCGCCACCGUUCGUCAGAUCGCCCCUGCCGACGUCCUCUCGGGCCCAUACAUGGACCGUGCCGGUGGGCUGCUAGAAGCAUAUUGCGCGACUUUGGCCUGGGGCUUGUUUGACAGCCUAUACAACCCGCCGAUGGAGUCAUAUCCGGAUCACGAUGUCAGCAUUGAGUCUCUCAAGCUAGUGCUCGAGCAACAGGAAGACUCGAAACGGACGAGUUCGUCUUACGAUUAUUCAACUCUUGUCUAUGUGACGCAGUUGAUCGCUACCUGCAAGGGUAGAUCCUUCUUCACUACCCAGGAAGGUUACAUUGGCCUCGGACCAAAGUACACAAAGCCAGGCGACAAAGUCUACGUUGUUCUAGGUUGUGACGUGCCCCUUAUUCUUCGGGAUCGCCACUCCGGCGGUGACAGGGCUAACCUCCCAGGCGAGCCCGAAUUUGAGGUUGUUGGCGACAGCUAUGUCCACGGGCUCAUGAGCGGCGAGGCUCUCCUAGGUCCUUUGCCAAAUGAGUGCCAGAUGGUCAUGGACAGCGACGAUCCUGAUGAGCCAACUCGGCCCAUGUUUAUCAUGGGGCUGGGUAACGGAGCCUUCAAGACGGCGCAUGAUCCUAGGCUUGAGAAGGUCAGAGCUGCAGCGACGUCAGCAGCGUGUGAGAAGACACAAGGGGGGUCUGUAGAAGAACUGCUUACGCCUGAGAAUCUGAGAGCGGCGGGUGCGAAUGUUGUGGACCUUCAUCUUGUCUGA